AUGAAACAAAAACACCUGGUGCCAUGGAGCAUGAGCUGGUGCUGCAUCAGCUGCGAUGCAAUGGUGUGCUGGAAGGGAUCAGGAUUUGCAGGAAAGGAUUCCCCAGCAGAGUCCUGUAUGCUGACUUCAAACAGAGAUACAGAGUGCUUAAUAUAAGUGCUAUUCCAGAAGGUCAGUUCAUGGAUAGCAAGAAGGCUUCGGAGAAGCUUCUUGGGUCCAUUGAUGUGGACCACACCCAAUACAGAUUUGGUCACACCAAGGUGUUCUUCAAAGCUGGGCUG
This is a messenger RNA of Aptenodytes forsteri (emperor penguin), 281 nucleotides long. RefSeq names its product myosin heavy chain, skeletal muscle, adult-like. The record is from RefSeq and is a predicted model, not a curated record. NCBI's taxonomy places the organism in Eukaryota, Metazoa, Chordata, Aves, Sphenisciformes, Spheniscidae. Gene Ontology annotation, biological process: vesicle transport along actin filament; actin filament organization. The annotation marks the transcript as partial. Gene Ontology annotation, cellular component: vesicle; cytoplasm; actin cytoskeleton. Gene Ontology annotation, molecular function: actin filament binding; microfilament motor activity; ATP binding. The transcript is spliced from 4 exons.